GCAGAAAUUUAUUGUUUACUGAAUUGAAAAUCGUGUAUUAUGCCGAAAGCAGUUGUUCUGAUUUCAAUUUCUUGGCCAACCCAACUCAAUCAUUUCCCUUUUAGGUGCAUAACUUCAAUCAUUCCGGGCCCGACUGAAUAGCCAUGGUUGCUGCUCUCUAUAGAAAUCAUCGGGGACGCGGCGGCGGGUAGCAAAAAGCCAAUCUCCUAUAUGCGUACUGGCUUACGUCAUGGGGGAGUUUAGAUUAUUUGCAACACAGAAAGAGAAACAUUUACUGCUGACGGUUGUGGGAAUCAAAGAAGAAGAAGAAUAAGAGUUUGAAUACAAUUUUCUCUUUCUGCCGCGCCAGCAGAGCUCGCAUUAAAUACUCAUUUUUCCGGUGUGUUGAAUAGUGGAAUUCGAUAUUGCAAGAUUGGAAGAGAGCGAUAUCGAUAUGGGUUGGAGAGGAAUACUGGGAUUUGAGUAUGGGAUAGUUCAGGCGCCGUUGGGUCCUGAUAUUUCGGGCCCGGAGCUGGUUGCUGCUGUUGCCAACGCUGGUGGGCUUGGUCUUCUUAGAGCCCCUGAUUGGGAGGCACCAGAUUAUCUGAAACAACUUAUAAGGAAGACCAGAGCUUUGACUGAUAAACCAUUCGGGGUGGCUGUUGUUCUUGCGUUUCCUCAUGAGGAGAACAUAAGGGCCAUACUGGAAGAGAAGGUUGCAGUUUUGCAGGUUUACUGGGGUGAAUGUUCACAAGAUCUUGUACUUCAGGCUCAUCAAGCUGGGGUCAAGAUUGUACCUCAAGUUGGGAGCUUUGAAGAGGCAAAGAAAGCUGUUCGUGUGGGUGUAGAUGCAAUAAUUGUUCAAGGACUGGAAGCGGGAGGGCAUGUCAUUGGUCAGGAUGGCUUAAUCACUUUGUUGCCAAGAGUAGUUGAUCUCGUCCGUGGUCAUAAAAUUCCUGUAAUUGCUGCUGGCGGGAUAGUCGAUGAGCGCGGUUACGUAGCUGCUCUGGCCCUUGGAGCACAGGGUGUUGCACUAGGCACCAGAUUCCUUGCAACAGCGGAGAGCUAUGCUCACCCUCUCUACAAGAGGAAGUUGGUUGAACUACAUAAAACUGAGUACACAGAUGUUUUUGGCCGGGCAAGGUGGCCCGGCGCACCUCAUCGUGUCCUAAAAACUCCAUUUUUCAUGGACUGGAGAAACCUUCCGAGUCAUGAGAAUGAGACCAAUCAGCCCAUCAUUGGCCGUUCACUCAUACAUGGAGUGGAAAAAGAGAUUCGUCGUUUUGCUGGCACUGUUCCGAAUGCAACAACAACAGGUGAUAUUGAAAGUAUGGUUAUGUAUGCGGGACAAGGUGUCGGCCUCAUCAGGGAAAUUUUACCGGCAAGUGCAGUUAUAAAAAGACUGGUUAAAGGGGCUCAAGAUUUGAUCCAAGAAGAGUUUUCUUCUGAGAAAACCUCUGAAGAGCAGAUUUAGGCACAAAGUCAAGUUCAACUUACAUCCAUUAAUGCUGAGAAAAUGUAGCAAUGUUUGGAUUAAUGUUUUCACAUUUUUCGAAACAAGAUAAAAAACAUUCAAUGUUUA
Messenger RNA from Sesamum indicum (sesame), 1561 nucleotides. RefSeq names its product Aldolase-type TIM barrel family protein. Lineage: Eukaryota; Viridiplantae; Streptophyta; Magnoliopsida; Lamiales; Pedaliaceae. Gene Ontology annotation, molecular function: nitronate monooxygenase activity. The record is from RefSeq and is a predicted model, not a curated record.